Molecule: messenger RNA, 2341 nt
Organism: Chenopodium quinoa (quinoa)
Lineage: Eukaryota; Viridiplantae; Streptophyta; Magnoliopsida; Caryophyllales; Amaranthaceae
Product: rust resistance kinase Lr10-like
Exons: 3
Coding region: 937-2250 (437 amino acids)
Biological process (GO): protein phosphorylation
Molecular function (GO): protein kinase activity; ATP binding
Source: RefSeq, a predicted model, not a curated record
CAACAAAAAAUGCAAUAAAUUUUGGACUUUUGUAUUGUCAUCUUCAAGUGGGUUUUGAUAUCCAAAACUCCAUUCAAGAAUCAAGACUACUGGUAGUCUUUCCAAACAAUAUUGCUGGAGUUUUGCUGAACACUCGUCUCCAAACUCCCUGAAAACUCACCCUCACGGGCCUCACCUUUACUCUAUAGUCUGUACUACCACAACUUGACAAAAUUACAUUGAAAAAAAAUGCCUGAAAACGACCUGCGUCAAAAUAGAAUUUGGCAACUCACAAGUUCACAGGCUAGAGGUUGCCAAAUAUCUCAUUUUUCUAGAGUUGAUUUGUGUGGUAGCGGAUUGAGCAGUGUACGGUGUACCCCCAACUAAAGAUUGAAGACUGUCUUUAAUUGGUUUUUAAUUUCUGGUUGUAUUACUUUGAAGAUCCGAUUACAAGUAUAUAAAUACAUAACAGUUGCCUAAAGCUGCUUCCUAUAAUUGCUCCUGAGAUCAAGGAGUAAUUGAUACGAUACCGUAAAUAUUCUAACUUCUAAAAAUAUUUACAGAAUAAUUUUCUAACACCCCCUUCAAACUUGCGUCGAAAGAUGAACUUACGUCUGCUUCUUUUCCUAUUCACUCAAACUAGUCAAAAACGUCUGCUUCUUUUCCUAUUCACUCCAACUAGUCAAAUUAAAAUCAAGAAGACGCGUAUGAUGUGGCUGUUUGAUUCAUUCAAACUGUGAAGAAUAUGUAAUGGUUUUGUCAAGUUAACAAAACCGUAGACUUAAACAUACUAUAUACUUCAAACUAAGUAUAUAAAUAAGACUGAUCUGAUCUGUUACAUUGUUGAAUUACGAUCAAUUUUCAACUCAUCUUGCAAAUUGUUGAGCUUCCAUUAUCAAAACAAAGUUUGGUAUUAUCAUCUUGCAAAGCCGAGUUAGAACAAGACUAGGAGAAGCAAUGAGCUCUAAUGGGAGUGAGAGUGACCCAGCUAGUUCCAUUAGCUCCGCACUUAUUGCUUCGGUCGUUGUGAGUGCGAUUGCUACUAUAGCAAUAGUGAUGGCAAUAAUCUACUGCUUAAAGAGGACAGGGGAUGCACUCCCAAAAUAUGCACAAGCUCAAUUGACCGUUGGACGUAAUAACUCUAGCAAACAACAACAGAAUUACAAUUUUAAUCAUGAAGCAAACAUUACUUACGCAACCAUGGAGCGAUUCCUUGGUGACAUAGCACGAGAGCAGCCUACUCGAUUCUCAGCGACCGAGCUUACUCAGUGCACCCGAAACUUUACUAAGGUAUUAGGAUCUGGUGGAUUUGGAGUGGUGUACAAAGGAAAGUUUCCGAAUGGUAUUCAUGUCGCGGUAAAAGUAUUGAAAGAGAAUGUAAGUAAGAAGGUUGAAGAACAAUUCAUGGCAGAAGUAAGCACUAUGUGUAGAACAUAUCAUAUUAAUCUCGUAAGGCUUUAUGGUUUUUGUUUUGAUCCAACAAUGAAAGCCUUAGUUUACGAGUAUAUGGAACAAGGAUCUCUUGAUAAUCUAUUAUUUCGUCAAAAAAGUAAUAACAUUAUGUAUGUAGCAUUGGACAAGUUACAAGACAUUGCAAUUGGUACGGCUAGAGGUAUGGCAUAUUUACAUGAAGAAUGCCAAAAGAGAAUCAUUCACUAUGACAUUAAGCCCGGGAAUGUACUAUUAGAUGCAAGGUUAAAUCCGAAGGUGGCGGAUUUUGGCCUAGCAAUGUUAUGCAAUCGAGACAACACACACGUUGUUAUGUCAGGUUGUCGAGGAACUCCAGGGUACGCUGCUCCAGAGUUAUGGACUCCCUACCCGGUCACUCACAAAUGCGAUGUUUACAGCUUUGGAAUGCUUUUAUUUGAGAUUGUAGGGAGAAGAAGAAACCAUGACACUAAUCUUAGUGGGACUAGCCAAGAGUGGCUACCGAGGUGGGCGUAUGAGAGGUUCGACAAGGGAGAGUUAGCGGAGAUGUUGUCGCUUGUAGGCAUCGAAGAGGACGAUAAGGAGAAGGCAGAAAGAAUGGUGAAGGUUGCUCUUUGGUGUGUACAAUACUUGCCAAAUGCAAGACCUAUGAUGAGUUCUGUUGUAAAGAUGUUGGAAGGAGGGAUUCCGAUUGAUUCACCACCAAAUCCAUUUGCUCAUUUGCAAGAUAAUAUCGGGUUAAUUAGUGAAGGUGAUAGUAAUUCAUCAUCAACUAAAAGCACUUCUCCAUUACUCAAAUCUGAGAGCAGCAAAUUGGAGAUUCAAAUAGCCAAUACUUACUGAUUGUUAUUAUAUAUUAUUUAAGCAUGUCUAAUUUUAUGUAAGUAUGAUUGAGAACAUAUGCACACUUAAAAAUACCUUGGUAACCCUAUCA